Messenger RNA from Vicia villosa (hairy vetch), 447 nucleotides. RefSeq lists its product as uncharacterized. The transcript has a single exon. Lineage: Eukaryota; Viridiplantae; Streptophyta; Magnoliopsida; Fabales; Fabaceae. The record is from RefSeq and is a predicted model, not a curated record. The coding region runs from base 1 to 447 and encodes 148 amino acids.
AUGAACUGCCUAGACUUCAUAUUCCUUUGCCACCUAAUGUGCAUGCUUCCGGUUCAAGACCCUGACAACAUAUUUACCGACAAGGAUUUCAUUUUCGACGAAGAAGAAGAGCUAGAAUAUGAAAAUGAAGAAGAAAAGUCUCGUCCCUACCAAAACGACGGACUACAUGAAACCUACCAAAAAGAAUCUCGAAUUGAAGGUGAAGUCGUUUACCGGAUUCUCAAUGGAAAAUCGCAUACGCUGAAGCCUAAUUCUGGUGAAACGGUUAUGAUUCGGGAAAAUAACAUUGUUGUUGGGUUUCAUUUGGAUGAUGAAGGGGGGUGUAUUGUAUGGGAAUGGCAUGGCCACAUUGCGAGGUACACUGAAGAACUUCAAUUUUCUCUUGAGUAUAUCUAUGGCAAUUAUUUUCAGAGGAUUGUGCCUGAGGAUACACACAGACUCUACUAA